AUGGCUUCAUGUGGCCUCUGGACGCCGCCGUCUUUCUCUCCCCGCCGGAGACUCCUCAACUUCUCCUCCCAUCGCCGGCCUCAAUUCUCAGUGAUCAGAUUCGAUAAAGAGCGUUUUCCAAAAAGAGUCUUCUGUAGCUACAACCAGGAGAACAACAACAACAACAAGGAUCGGACUCAAUCCACCGGAAUCCAAGUCUACGGCGAGAUCGAGAGGUUGUUAACAGAGACUGUCAAGCAAUCUCAAAGUAGCUCCUCUGGAUCCGCUGACUGGUCAGAAGUCGAGGGAGCGUGGGUGCUUAGACCUAGAAACUCGAAUCCGAAGAUGGUUGCUCAUUUCAUUGGUGGCAUAUUCGUUGUGCAGCUUUAUACAUGGUAUUAUCUAACACCGUCUCUCGUGCAGGGAUGUUUUGGAACAUUCGUGUCCGUAUAUGGGAACAUAAGAUUUGAAGUAGUGCAGGAUCUUCCAUCUUUUGGGAUUGGUCAUUCAUUGGGAUCCCUCAUUCACCUUCUCAUUGGAUCAAGGUAUGCUGUUCAGCGAAAUGGGAAUGUAUUUAUGGCUUUCAACAACAAGGAAGCGAGUUUAGCUAUUCCUUUGUUCUCCCCAGUUCUCGUUCCGAUGGCUCAAAGCCUCGGACCACUGCUAUCGCAGGUAGCAACAUCCCCGACAGUCCGCCUUGGGGCAGAGAUGACCCGAAAGCAAUUAGAAACUCUCAGCCCUCCCAUCAUGAAGCAAAUUCUACCACUAGUGGAACAGCUCCCUCCCCUGUACAUGGACUUGGUAAAAGGAAGAGAAGACUUUAUUCCAAAACCAGAAGAAACAAGACGCCUUAUAAGAUCCUACUAUGGAAUCUCAAGGAAUCUGUUGAUAAAGUUCCAGGAUGACUCAAUAGAUGAAACACCAAUCCUCGCUCAAGUGCUUGGCGUGGAAUCAUCCAUAAGCUCAAAGCUAGACAUGUCCAUCCGUACACUUCCAGGGGAUCACGGUCUUCCUCUACAACAGGCCCUUCCAGAUGUCCCACCAGCAAUGGCUGACGCUGUGAAUCGAGGAAGUGAGUUUUUGGCGAAUAUGGCUGUUGGAACACCGUGGGAGUCUGUGGCUAAAGAGGUUGGAGGUACGCUCGGAAUGGACUCGAAGAUCCUUAAUGCGUACGCGUCCAAAGAUCUUGCCCAGCUCGUCGAUGCAGUCACAUCUUGGAUGGCUUCAAAUAUGGGUCCAAAACUUCUGAGAUCAUAG
This is a messenger RNA of Eruca vesicaria subsp. sativa (arugula), 1236 nucleotides long. NCBI's taxonomy places the organism in Eukaryota, Viridiplantae, Streptophyta, Magnoliopsida, Brassicales, Brassicaceae. The record is from the annotation of a GenBank genome assembly.